Molecule: messenger RNA, 22250 nt
Organism: Spirometra erinaceieuropaei
Lineage: Eukaryota; Metazoa; Platyhelminthes; Cestoda; Diphyllobothriidea; Diphyllobothriidae
Source: the annotation of a GenBank genome assembly
AUGACCGACAUAAGUAAGCCGGUCAUUUCUUAGGUUGAUCGUUCCUGCCGCAGUAAAGAAGGGGACGGCGAAGAAGAGUUCGGACACAGUUUCCCACCGGUAGAGGGGCGCCCACCGAUUGUUUUUAUGGAACUGACUUGUCCCGUUGUGCCUUGGGGCUCUCUCUCGAGCGCCCUUCAAUUCUCUAUCGCAACCGGCAGGACAACGAGCCCGUGGUUAGGGACGUUGGACUUCUAAGCCAACAGCUCAAGGGAUCGAACCGCAGGUGUUCCACACCUCGGGGUUGGGUAGGGCUGGCCGACGACAGCUAAUAAACCAGAAAUGGCCAUUCCGGUCUCCUUCGUCUUUAUUGGUAAUGCUCUUCUGCCAGUUUCCCACAUAGUUGAGAAUGAUCUCGGCAUUAGCGCUUGUUGCGAAGUCGACAUCACUGUUUUAGUAUGCUCACGUUUAGUAAGAGAAGGAUAUCUCCUGCUGCGCCUAUACGCGAGUAAAUUUAUAGCUGCAAAGAUGCUAUUCAGACUAGGAUAUAGUUAUGAAACUGCUCAGUUUUUAUGGUAGCCAAUAUGCCAUCUGUCUGGUGCAGUCACAUUGUUGUACUGAAAGUUUAGAUAACAUUUUCAUGUCGUUGUAAGACCAGCUCAGCAAGUAGCCUCGACAGUGGCGAGCCCAUUUGAGUGUCUUUUAUCUGCCGACAACACUUAAGCAAACUGUAUCGGAAUGCCCGUAGCACUGUCCAAUAGGUGUCCAGCUACGCUUUCCGUCGCCGGGUCAUGUGAUGUUGAGGAAAACAGGCCAUUGACAGUGAACAACAGGUAGACCUUGACAAACGACACCUCACCGCACAGAUUACUCAAAUUGGUCCGCUUUUUCUUUAAUGUAGUGGUUUCGCAAUAAAUUGUUCAUCAGAAAAGGGGUUUUACGUUUCGAAUGAAUCUAAUUCAGAGGCAGCAGCGGUUUACGUAUUUCCCCUCAAUUGUCCGCAUUUGAUUCACAAUAUUUUGCGAGUUACGACACCUUUUGUGUGUACAAAGGAAGGGAGGAAGAGCAUUGCGUAAAUGGGAACCUACGGCUCCGUUAGAACUCAAAACCAACUCCGCAUAGGGUGGGCUUCAGCCGGCUACUGAUUUACUCUCACAACCUUUGUAAGUAGAGGCGGCAUCUCGAUACACCCGUUGACAGAGUCAUCGUGUGAGUGUGAUUCGCGCAAAAUGCGGUCAUCGGAUUCACCCAGAAUCGCCUUGUGGUCGAAGGCGAACUGAGUGGUGGACCAGCAGAGUCAAUUUCGCCUGACCGCAAGCUCAUCCACGUCUCCCCGUCUGAGGGACCGGUUUUCCUGAAAUCAUCGGCAUUGCCACAUCGACUUUUUAACUAGUUGGUAGUGGAUCGCAUAAAUACACAAACUGCUGAUUGUGGUUUCGGGCCUGUAUGCUACUUAAAUCCCCGACUCGACCUAUGAUUGGCCGAGUUCAUCGAAUAGGUCAGCGAAACCCGCCACGGCAUGCCAGUACGUCGGCACGUCCUCGGUUCUCUGCUGUUGACUUGACAACACCUACUGAGUACACUUUGACUGUGUAAAAACUUUCAGGGACACCGUAGUUAGACCGGUCUCAUGCAGCUUUUUUGAUUCGAACUGGGGUGGUUACCGUAGUAUCAUAGGCUCUUUUAACCAUUGAUCGGCCUCCUCUAAAUGGUUGUUUAACGUUCUACAGUAGGUGGGCUAACUCAAGAAAUGCAGCUUGUUAUAUAAUUGUAUAGUAUUUCAGUUACCUCAGGAUGCCUACUUUCGAAUGAACUUCCUUCCGGCUGCAUGCAAAACUACACUCUGUACAAAAAUGAUUACUUAUGUAGCAUGAAUUUUUCUCAUUGAUUUUCGAUGCCCCUGAAAGUCCAAUCAUAUUUCAUGGAAAACAUGCAUAAAAAUAUUCAUUCUUUUGCUCAUUCGGUAUAAAAUCACGUCUUCUUCCAAUUUCAUACUCAAAGGAAGGGUAUAAUUCGGUUUUCAAAAGCUCUUUCAAUUCCCGAAUAAUUUUGAACUCUACCGUUACAUUUGCAUCCAGGGUUCCCGAACUACAGGCCGCGUAUUUUCCGCGUACGGAAAACCACACAUUUCUCUACGGUAUUAAAGAGGAGAUCAUAUGCGGUUCAUAAAAUUUGGCAGUGGAUUUGACCCAUUUUGUUAACUUUACAAUCCACAUCGCUAAAUGCUGAGAUAUGAUGAUUUAUGAAAGGCCCUUUCACGGUUUUUAAAAGUCCGACAAUUGGCAACUUUUUUAAAGCCAAAUUAUGUCCCUCCUUCGAGUAUAAAAUUAAAAGAUGACGUAAUUAUCUACCGAAAGAGCAAAAGAAUGAAUAUCUUUAUGCAUGUUUUCGAUGAAAUAUAACUAGACUUUUAGGGGCAUCGAAAAUCAGUGUUGCUUAAGUAGUCGUUUUUUACAGUUUGUAAUUUUUGCAUGCAGCUGAAAGAAAGUUCAUUCGAAAGCCGGCAUCCUGUGGCAACUGAAAUUUCAUAGAAUUAUGUUGCAGGCUGACGAGUUUUACAACCCUACUUAAUUAACCUUUUCAGAACGGAAACGCAUUUCUCAAUUUCGGUUGACAUUUCAUGAGUUAGCCCACCUACUGUACAUCACUUUUCAUGCAGACCACUGCGCCUAGGAGUGACAACUUACCAUCCUCUUCUUCCUCCAUAGUGAAUUGUACAUCUGGAAGAAUGAUAUUCAGGUGUGCCUGAAAAUCUGGUUGGGUCGCACCACCAGAUUUUCUAGCACACUGCGACGCCUCAGAAAAUCAGAUAAAUUUUAUUUUCUAUGCUGUUUGUGCUCACUUUGGAGUAUUCCGUUGGUUAAUUUACCAUCUCUCUCUCUCUCUCUCUCUCUCUCUCUCUCGUCUGUCUGCUGCGGUCCUGCCGUUGCUGUCAUAAUCUCCUUCCUUUUUUUCCCCCACAGGAUCUAUCUGCUUCCUAGUUCUUUGCGUCUCCUUCCUGAUCCAGCCCGGCAUCAAGUUCCCAUGGCAGGAGAAAAUAAUAAUAUCAAUCUUCUUCUUGAGUGCAAUCGCUGCAUUGGCCUUCUCCUGGCUCUUCCACACUCUGCACUGUCACUCGGAGCAUGUGGGAGUCCUAUUUAGCAAGUAUGAUCUGAAUGCAAUUAACUUCCCUCACUAAACUACUCCUUCCAUUCGGAUCCAAUUAUUGUUUCACAUUUUGGCGCCUCCCGUGCAUGCUGCUGCCCAAUGAGGCUGUGGUUAGAAAAUAGAGAAGCCGCCCAAAGCCCGACCGACGGGUACCUAGACACAAUCUAAUUUGAAACAAGCAUACACAGCAGAAUUUAAUGGAACCAAAAAAUUUCGCGACGGCAUAUUAACUGCAACCUAUCGCCGCAUAGCAGAUAUUACGCAUGAGAAAGACAGAGAGAUUUGAAUUUCCGCAGAAAAAAUCAAUGCAAAACAGCAAAGUAAUCGUUAACUGCACACGGACCAAUCAAUAAAAAAUCGAUCAAUAAAUAAAAACACAACUGAGGAAAGAAAAUGGGAAAGAUAGCACGCAGAAGGGGGGGGGGGUGUAAAUCAAAGGCUGGGAUUUACCAGGGCAAGUCGAAGUUGACCACAUGGUCUAACAUAGGUCAGGUUUCUCCCAACGUAUAUAGGCAGCCCGCAAGUAGCGCAAUAUCUGAGUUGUUCGUGCCCGAACUAAUACCCGGAAAGAUGCUGGGGAGUCAAUGGAGUGACCGCUAUCUAGGCAGUGCUUCGUGAUUGAAAAACGAGGAAUUUUAUUCACCUGCUCAACUGAGCUGGUAAUUGCUGCUAAUUGCCUUUGCGUUCGCUCAAUGUACUUGCAUCCACAAGUGCGUGCGAGCGAACCCGUAGACGCAAUUCGAAGUGGCGUGCAAUGGCAAGGCAUCUUUUGCCCGUGGAAUUAGGAUAGCUUUUGUGAGACUGCAGAAUAUGAGCUCUCCUGCGUUGGUGUGUUCGUUCGAUGGCGCAUCUCAAUCGUUGCUUAAUGGUAUUUGAGAUGUCACCCUUAAAGGCUGGGGUUACUACAACAGGCUUUUUCGGAACUGAUUGCGUGAUAUUGAUUUAUUUGACAUGUUGUACAAGCAGUUAAUUUCUUGUGCUUCAUUUCCACGAACUUUCAUUUUCGUGCAAUAAAGUAGCUAGAGCAAAGCAAUGACCAAAUUUUAGAAAAAUCUUAAUUAUGUGACUGUAGACGCCCACGCAGGUAUUCGUGAAUGUAUUAAUGCCGUCAGCGCAUUUCCUUCGUGAUCGGAUGCAUUAGCUCAUUUUACAAGCAUCAAGGGUCCCCUUGGAAGCGUCAGGAGAAGUAUGUAGUUUUGCCAGGGCAAAGUGCAUUGUACACUUCGGCUGCCCUGUAAUUAAGUGAAGGCAUAUCUCUUCUUUCGGUCAGAUGUGAUUAUGUAGCCCCAACUGAAGUAAACAGACCCCAGCCACCUGUUAUACGGGACUGGUAGUAAUAGGGGUUUUUACAGGUGGGGCCGGGGAACGCACAGGCGACGAGGUCAAGUGGUUGUAUGCAAAAGAAGAGCUAUUGAGAAUGCGCGGUCGUACUUUAAGUGGUUGAAAGAUAGUCGCCCUGGCCCUAACAAUCCGUAACCAUAACCCCUAAACCCUAGCUCCAACCCCAACAGUAUUGUGUCCAUCACGUGGGGCUACAUAACCACAUGUUACCCUUCUUUCUAUUGCUGAGAGUUUAAUACCGAAACGUUGUAUCCUUCUACCGUCGGAUUUUAAGUGGACUACAGUUCCCUAAAAUGUCGUCUGAUCCAAUCUAUCAACGACCAGGCUCAAAUUUUAGGUUUCCUGCCCCUGUUGCUUAUGUAUGACUGACUGAUAAUGACAUAAAAGCUGAAAUGACUAGUCCAGAUCCGCACUUUCGUCUACCUUUUUCCUACGGUAAUGAUCUCAUUUGAGGCAUCGACGUAAGCAUCUUUCAGCGGCCCAUCAAGAGCACCCCAACUCAGCACCUUAACUUGCUGGAUGAAGGCAGAAUAAGCCCGAGACAGUUCGUUAUCCGUCUACCUGCAUUCUCUGUCGUCUGUUCCCUCUGCCGACUUCAUUCUAGUGGUUGAUUACCCGUUAGUAACCUUUGCCACCCAUACAGAGCAUGUUUACUUCGGCCAGCUAAUGGUUCGAUGUGCGUCCAUUCCUGUCUAAAUAAAUACCCUAUCUGUUAGGCCCCGACUGUGUCGUGUGUGAGCGCAUGUCUCCCUUUCUGGUCACAGAUGGUGGACGGAGUUAUGAUUGGCCGAUCGACCGGUCUUCUCCUCCCUCUGAUGUAUAUACAGUAGGUGUGCUAACUCAUGAAAUGUCAACCAAAAUUUCGAAAUGCGUUCUCGUUUCGAAAAGAUAAAUUAAGUAGUGUUGUAAAACUAAUCAUGAUGCAGCAUAAAUCUAUAAUGACCCAGUUACCUCAGGGUGUUGGCUUUCGAAGGAACUUAUUUUCGGCAAGAACUAUACUCUGCAAAAAAUGACUACUUAAUUAGCAUGCAAUUUUCUCAUUGAUUUUCGAUGCCCUCGAAAAUUCAAUUAUAUUUCAUGGAAAACGUGCAAAAAAUAUUCAUUCUUUUACUUGUUCGGUAGAAAAUCACUUCUGCUUCCAAUUUCAUACUCAAAAGAAGAGUAUAAUUCGGUUUUAAAAAAGUUUCUGAUUGCGAGAUUUUUUAAUACUGCUCAGUGGCCGUUCAUGAAACGUCAUGGAUCUGCAUUUACGAAUGUGGCUUGUAAAGUGAACAAUAUUGCUCAAAUCCACUGCUUAAUUUUUUGAACCUCAUAUGGUCUCCUCUUAACACCGUACAGAAAUGCAUGGUUUUCCGCACACGGAAAAUAUACAGCUUGUAGUUUUGAAUUUCUGAAUGCAAGUGUAACAGCAGGUCGGGUUCAAAAUUAUUCCGGAGUUAGAAAAGUUUUUUAAAACCGAAUUAUACUCUUCUUUUGAGUAUGAAAUUGGAAGAAGACGUGAUUUUCCACCGAAUAAGUAAAAGAAUGAAUAUUUUUAUGCAUGUUUUCCAUGAAAUAUAAUUUAAUUUUCGAGGGCAUCGAAAAUCAAUGAGAAAAGUUCAUGCUACAUAAGUAAUCAUUUUUGUACAGAGUAUAGUUCUCGCAUGCAGCCGGAAGGAAGUUCAUUCGAAAGCCGACACCCUGAGGUAACUGGAUCAUUAUAGAGUUAUGCUGCAUCUUGAUUAGUUUUACAACACUACUUAAUUUAUCUUUUCGAAACGAGAACGCAUUUCGAAAUUUUGGUUGACAUUUCAUGAGUUAGCACAUCUACUGUACAUGUGGUAGUGGGAAGCACAGCGACCAGGUUACGGAACCUGCUCGCCCCAUUGGGGCCUACUCUAGAGCCUCUCAGGCGAAUAGUAGAAUAGGCAAAAUGGAAUUAUCCACAAAGACAAGGGAGACUGGAAUGGCCAUUUCUGGAUUAGCAGCCAUCACCUGCCAGCCAUACUCAACCCCAGGCCUUGAGCGCAUAAGGCCCGAUCUCGUGGGCUAUUUAGGUCUUAAGAAGUUUUCGACUUCUGAAUAAUUUUUGGCGAGAUUUGCUUCUGUAGCCCCACUUGAUUGAUACCAUAUGGUUAGCUUGCUAAAACAAUUUUAGUUACCAUACCCAACUUAGUCAUUCGUUAGAUUAGGAAGGGAAAAGGAGCGCAAGCAGAGCUCGAAGCAUGCGCAGGGAAGGUGGCGUGUACACACUCCCCCCGACAGCCACUCAUUGGAUUAAGAGGAUAUGGGGGACGCCAUCACAACUGGAAGACCACUGAGGGUGCCGCGUGGUAAUCCGCAGCGCCUGGCCACUGUAGUGGAACCGACGGAGUUCCACACCGUCGGAACAAUCCCAUUAGCAUGUAUGCUUGGCCACUCGCUGGGUUAGGAUGGUGAAGAGAGCGCAAUCAGGGCUCGAAUCAUGCAGAGAGAAGCGCGCGUGAACUGAUAACUGAAAUAACCGUGACUGGCCUAUAAGCACUCCUCCCCCCGUGGCACAGUCUAUUCCUGGAUUAAAAUGACACGAAAGAUGCAAAUGUGUAAUAUUUGUAAAGUCAGCGUAUUCGCAUCUACCAAACCCCGUCUAAUUUUUAAUCAGACCUGCUGUAGCACUUGGAUUUAAGGUUUACAAACUACAUGCUGUAUGCUUUCCAUGUAAGGAAAAUAAUGCAUUUCUGUACACUGUUAGGGAGAAAUGUAAUCCAAUGUGUCCCGUGUUGUGUACUUCAUAAGCAGUAGUAAUAAAAGGACAUAUAUGAUGCUGCCUGGGUGGAUAUAUUUCGCGAUAUGAAGAAAUUGCACAACCAACAUUUUCAACUGAAGGAUACGAUUUCUCCAAGCAUAUGAUUCGAAGAAGACGUACUUUUCUACAAACUGAGUACAAGGAAAAGUAUUUUUUUCUAUAAAAUAUAGUUGAACUUCUAAGGACACUGAAAAUCGAUGGGAAACUUUAAUAUUACAUAAUUAGCGACUCUAUACGGAAUGUGGUUUUUUGUGAGCGACCGAGAAGAAGCCCGUGACUGAAAUAUCUCGAGAUGAUGCAGCACGAUAAGCAGUAUUCCAACCCCGUCUACGUAAUCCUUCCCAGUCAAAACACAUUUCGGAAUUUUCGCUAAGAUUUCAUGCUGUAGGUCGUUUACUGUGCAUGUAUUGAGGCGGUGGCCUGUCUCUCAUAGUUUAGUACAUCCCAAAAGGCCGGAAAGGUAGUGAAAUGGGGACUAAUCGUCGAACGGGCAUGCGUGGUUACUAUUGAUAAUGAAUUUGUGUACUUUGAACCUGUGCUUGUCAGAUCAAUCCUUUUUUCACUGUUGUUGCUGCUAAAACUCAUGACAGUCAUUCCUCCUCACCUACCUUCUGUCCUUGACAGGCUGGACUACAUUGGUAUCGCACUGCUGACGAUCGGUUCCUUCGUGCCCUGGCUUCACUACUCCUUCUACUGCCAUGUGCCCUCGAAGAUCGUCUACUCAGUCUUCAUCAUAGUCCUAGGUCUCAUGUGCAUUGUCAUCAGCACAAAGGAUUGCUUUCGGACUCCGGCCUACCGAUCGUUCCGCGCAGGUAAAACCAGGGUUUCACAGUGCUUCGAUCUCAAAUUGUGUUUGGCAGUGAAAGGCAGUGUAGAACGCUUCCGCCGAAGGCUUGCUGUUGGGUGGGGUGGACUGAGGACUUCGCGCGUUUCAGCCACCGAUGCUUCAACCAACUAUCAUUGAAGCAAUAUUUUCCCGGAAUGAAUUUAAAGCAGGCAUGGACAGCAGAAUUUAUUGGUACCAGUAAAUUUCGCGACGGCUUAUCAACUGCAGCCUGUCGUUGCAUAACACAGAUAACAAGUGAGAAAGGUACAGAGGUUUGAACUUCGACAGAGAAGAAAUCAAUGUAGAACAAGGUCAUCGUAUACUGCCCGUAGACUAAUCAAUAGAAUGGUAACUUCAAAACGCAACAUGGGAAAUAAAAUGGGGAAGUAAACACGCGGAGGGAUUUCGCAAAUCAAAAGGGCUUAGGCCUACCAGGGCAAGCUGAGGUUGACCACGUGGUCUAACUGUUUACAUAGGUCGGGAUUUUCCCGCCGUAUGUAGCCUGUCUCCAGGUAGCGCAAUAACCGAAUUGUUCGUGCUCGAACUAAUACUCGAAAAGAUGUUUUGGGGUCAACCGAAUGGCCACUAUCAAGAUGUUUUGUAAUAGAAGACCGUGGAAUCUUAUUUUCCUGCUUAAGAAGCCAUUAGGCAGGUGCUCAAAUGUCCUGGCUGCCAGUUGCGUUUGCGUUCGCCCAAUGUACUUGCAUCCACAAGUGCACAUAAAUUCGCAAACACAAUUUUUACGUGGCGUGCAAUGGCAAGGCGUCCUUCGCCCGUGGAACUUGGAUAGCCUUAGUAGGUCGUCCCCAGUGUCAACAGUAUCGCAGAUCAGCGUAAUCCAUGCCAGGAGACGUCUUAGCUUGAGGCCCUGCACUAAUAUUGUAUCAUAUCGUAGGGACUGCUCAUCCCGGCGUCAUCUUACUUCUGGGUUAGGGACUCCUAUCCGGGUGUUGAUUAAGCCCUCAUCUGAAGUGGCAGCUGGCGUCCACCAUGUCACUGCAGUGGUGACGAAUGACUGACUCGUCAUGUGGAUGACCGGUGAACCCUUGCGCAGGCUGCGCGGUCUGAAAGCCAUUUACGUGUGCUCGUAGCGGUCACGAGGUGGUUUUUCCACUAAACAUAAACAUUAGCUAAAAAGGAUCACGCUGCACUUUCACCCUGACCCAAUUCUACACGAUUUAAUUGCCUUCGGUUGCUGCCGUUUGAAAAACGCCACGCGAGGUUGCUUGACUCGACCUCACUAUAAGUGCAGCGGGUUGCUGCACUUUCUGUACACAUUCAUCCGACUAUUUAAUGUUAUUUGAGUGGACUUCGAAAGGCUGAACAGCCUGGAACCCAAUAACAAGGUGAUCGUUCACUGCGGGAUGCUGAUGUUCGCUGUUAGUCUGUUUCGCGGGGUGAAUGCCUAAGUGGCACUUAUUACCUGAUUUCAUAUUCCUAUCCACAGCCGUUGCCUUUUUCUUGAGAAUUAUUAACAGGAAUUCUUUUCUUCUGUUCACUUUGCAGGGGACAAUUCUGUUUGCAGGUUAACUCUAAUAUACACGGAGUUCGUACGUCUAUUUAACUGACACGUCACUUUUCCCAGACCGUACAGGCACCGGCAUGAUUUGUCACGGGAACUCGGAAAGAAAUCAAUAACCACAAGACCAUAUAAAAGUGGAGUGAAAACCCUAAGGACAUGCAUUGUUCUACGAGUGUGUAUUCCAUCUCAAGUCGCUCGAGAAUGGCGCUCACCAACUAAUCCUGAUCGUAAGACUGAACACAAGUGCUCCGUUUUGCAUCGAGGCUCCGCCCACGUUGAGGAUCUUGUAGCGGGAAGCAAUCAGAAAUUAGUAGACAUUACAGCGAAGCCAGUGGGGGCUGAGUUGACUUCAUCAUCCAACCAAACCCCUGACUGAGAUGACUAACCGCAGUUUCGCCAUCGAGCGUUUGGGUCAGAUACUCCACCACUGGCGCAUAAUCCAUAACACCCUGGAUCCGAGUCCGGACCAUAGGUUGUCCCCGUCUGAGACUGAGAUAUAUCCGAUGCCUACGUGUUCGCCCCUGGAGGACCGCGCCGGAAACGCCACCGAGGACAUGGCGUACUCUGCCAUGCAUAAAGCACGUUUCAGGGCGACUUUGCUGUGCGACUAGGCGUUGGAACUGCCCACCAGCCCGAAGCUAUCUUGUGCGUCAGGGUCAUAAGGGUCAAAGGCCAAUUAAAUCAUAGCGAGUAGCCAGGCAUGGUAUAUUGGAGCCCAUGCCUCCCUUUUCUGCGACUGUCCCUGAUGGUGGGCUCGAUUGCGAAUCCGAAAAGUCAGGCCAAUAAACUUCUUGUUCCGGCAAUCGCACCUUCGUCUUCUGUCCUUGUAAUUACACAUGUGGAACUGAGCGCAUGCUCAGAUCGCACAUGCACGAACAGAAGGUGCCUGUGCGACGGAGUGACUAACUGUCGCAAGUGGCAGCCCGCAUUUUUGAAACGGAUCAUGAGUUUAACAUCGCAGCCACCAAAGUAAGCGCCCAUGCCAGAAACAAAACUAGGAUUAAGGUCAAAGUUCAAAUUAAUCCAUAAUCAGCUAAGACGUCCACAAAAGCAUCAAUUGUCCUGGUAAUCUCACGCCUCUAUUUUCCUCUGACUGUGAUUUGUUGUUAACAUUUCGUCUUCCUUUUUUCCUUUUUGAUGCUUAUUUGGACGUCUUAGCUGAAAACGAGGAUUGAUUGAGGCUUGGGCCUCGGUCAAUCGAUUUAUCGAUGUGCAUACAGAGCCCUGCACAGUCACCUUCAGACUUACUUUCCUGAUUGUUGAUUUGUAAAUACCCCAUAUAUAUAACUGUCUUCUGUUGUGCGGCCGCUUUCGUCUCUCUGCCGAUGGACUCUUCUACGAGUUCGAAAUCUUAGACAAAUGAACAAACGGUUCCGUCCGUUGACGUACAUUGUAAUCAGAUUGAUUUCCCACGUAUAUGACCCAUGACUACUUCUGGUCUUUUCAUUCAGCCUCUAUUACAGCGAUGGAGUCGGCGCACAGAUAGUUUGGGAACACGUCGUCGUCCGUCCACUACUAAGUCCAAUUUAUCUUUCUCCUUUUCGUUGUUUCUUAUACGACAAUGACUAACGAUCAGCACUAUUUUCCCUCCCCCGCUUUCAUCCCUCGUUCCCCUCCCUGCUCUCCCAGGCCUCUUCAUCGCACUGGGUCUUUCUGGUGUCAUACCAUGCCUUCAUUACGCCCUAAUGGAGGGCUUCUGGGAGACGGUGACUUCGCCGGCUCUUGGCUGGCUUGUACUUAUGGCUGCCCUCUACAUCUCGGGCGCAGUGAUUUAUGCCAUGCGCAUACCUGAACGUCUCUACCCAGGAAAAUUUGAUAUCUGGGUAAGUGGGAUUGUUAAGCAGACACUCAGACUCUCAUCCCUUCUCUGCUUGAUCUUGUCUCCAUCCCCAUGUUUGACUAAUUUAUGCUUGUCGGACCGGCAGGAUGAAGGGAGCUGUUGUCUACCCUGUCAGAACUACAUUUUAUGGCAAAAAUACGAUUCGGUCAGGUGUGGUUAUGUAGCCCCAUCUGAAGUAAACAAACUCCAGCUACCUGUAAUACGAGACCGGUGGUAAUAGGGGUUUUUAUGGGUCGGGCCGGGGAACGUACAGGCGACGAGGCCAAGUAGUUGUAUGCAAAAGAAAAACUCUUGGGUAUGCGCGGCUAUACUUUGAGUGGUUGAGAAAUUGUUGCCCUAAUCGCAACCUCAACAGUAUUGUGUCCAUCAGGUGGGGCUACAUAACCCGAUCUUGGCUACGAUUCCUAUGCAAGCUAACCGAGGAGAAUGAGGCGAUUAAGAUGUGGUAGCUUUAUUCCGAGUUUUGCGUUUUUGACGAGCAACAGUCCCACCACCCUGCUAAUAGACGCAAAACGCCUCACGUGGUAGUAAGCACCGACCUCCCCUUCUCUUACCGUUCCCUUACAGCGCUGGACUGCAACCUCUGAUGAUGAACGAUCGCAUAUAGUGUUUGAAAAUCUAAACCCAAAUUAAAGCCAUCUUAGUGACCGCCUACAACUAAGACAUGAUUUCGCAUCGAUUUAUCUCGCUUCUUUGCCCUGAUUGGUCUCCUCGCGCGUUAUUGUUGGUCAACUUGUCUAAUUCAAAAAAUCGAUUGGAGCUUUUGAUUGGCCGAACUAGGCAAUCUGCAGGCAUCUAGACCUUCCUGCGACCUAUAAACCUCCGUGUCGUUACAUACACAGAGAUCAGGGCGAGACAGUCACACCAAACUGAGUAGACACGGUCCGGCGACGAACACACCCGAAGGGGAAUCAGGGGUUCGACCAUCCUCCAUCGAAGUGUCGACACGUAAAGCAAGAUGCCGUCGAACCCCUCGAAUACCCACCGGCAGGUCAAGGCAACGAAAGAGGCAAAGAAAUCGAUCGACCCAGGGCCAACUAGCUCGACUAGUCACUUGAAAUUCCGGUCAAAUUUCUGCACUAAACGCCUUGACAAUGGGCAGCCGAGCGAGUUCUCCCACAAGUCAGCAACAUCAUGACUCUGUUCCAAUGAGCUGCUUCCCGUUCUCAAGCAAACUUGUCAGAUUUUCGUCCCCGCCCUAUGACAACUGUUUGCUCACCUUGGCACGAUUUGUAAGCCUCCCACGGCUUGAGGUUUUAGAUCACGACUGUUGUCUAGCCAUAGAAGACUACGUCCCACUGGCUGAAAACCAUUGAAUUCCAGUUUCUGAAGCAACGCGAGAAUUUCUUUUAAAGAUAUAUGCACCGGUAGACGCCGCCUGCGUCAAAAUUAAACUCACAUUCCGGCGGCCUCGACUAGAGUACUUUUAAAAUACUGCAAUGACUUUUGACGAACGAAGUUACUUGUGACUGAUUCGGUCCUUUCCGGGUUGCAAGCUAACCCUACCUCCAACGGUUCCUUUCUACUGCCAUCUGCCGGCAGCAGGCCCACUCACUCCGCCGACCACACAGACCAUAGGUCGUGCCGCCAAAAAGUGUCCUUGAGACCAUCAUGGGUCCACCGACCGAAAGUUGGUAGCAUUUGCGUUGACGGCCCUUGUUUCGAAGGAGGCCUUGGUCCUCUGUGAGAUCUGGCGCUAGUUUUGACAAACUUCAAUAAAACCUUAUUAGUGCGAUUGUUUCGAUGCUAGAUGUCACCUCAACUCUACCGAUUUUGGGCAGAAAGCGAGACCCAGGACAUCUGGUCAGUAACUUCGUUGUGCAUACAGGGGGUGAUCGCGAUGCAGCCAUCUGCGCCUUCAACGCGCCGAUUUUUGGACUCGCUUCGGAUGCCGUGGCGUGUGUGUCUGACACACAGCACACUCUUCAACACCAUCAAAACAAUUGAGGUCCGCUAAGAACACCCCGGGCUGGAUGGCGGCCCUCUCUAAUGACAGGGUGGUUUGUCUUCACGGCCUGAGCGGUCUGCUCACUCACCUUACUGGACUCUAAGGGUGACGUUAAGCACACAGUUUCAUACCAUUCAGCGGGACUGUAGCGCUUGUUACUCUCAAGUGGUCUUGAGUCAUUCGUAGCGACUUCGACGGCGUUCUCUCAUGCAUCGUGAUCGAUUACAGGUGCCCUUGAAGGAAUUCGAACACGACUGUAAAGGCCACGAAACACACGAGGAUGAAUUCCUGAUGGCUGAGACGCUAAUCUAGGUUUCGACGUAGUGAGGAGUGCUGAUCCAUGCAGUCACACCCGUCUGAAAGCUGACCCGAUUCCCAUUCGUAAACAGUGCCACCAAAAGAAGUGACUAAGAAAGUCUUUCAUGCUGGUCUAUCAGGGGACAUUACCGUUGAAAUUCUUGUACCAUGCGACACCGUUACUGAUGGUUGAUGCAAGAACAACGUCACACCAAAUCCCCAAGUGAAGUUUCUGUUUGGCAUAGGCCUGGAAUGGAUCAACUGCUGUAGUCGAACAGUCGUUGUGCAGCCCCACCACCUCAUUACUACACCCAGUCGCGUUUCACUAUUCCAGAUCACACCUGGCAGACCUUUAGCCCGUGAACCAGUGACUGGGCACUGUACUUCAACUGCCUGCUAGUCCCAGUUCAAGUCGCAAGUAUUUGACGUCAGGAUUUAGGACCUGACCGAUUGAUAACAAUUAAUUCAGUACUGAUCAUUCCGAUUUUGCAUGCCCUUAGUAGAUAAAAUGUUCGAUUGCCGAUUGUCCGUCGUUAUUCGGCCACUUUCCUGAAGUCUCAAGACAAAGGCGAACACUCAUGGCGUUUUGGAUAGGGCGUUGUUCCUACCACAGUUCCCGAGCACCAGUCCCCACCUCGUUGACUUUUUCCCAGACAAUGCCUAUUGUAAUUCAAUCAAGGUGGAUCUGUACACGCCCCUUCCACGUGACACUGGUGACGACAAGCACCAUAUUCCUCUCGUUUCGGUCUUAACAGGUGCUCGUGCGUUAUCAUCCAAUCAGUAAGGGGGCUUUCUACCGUCAAUAACAGGAAGAUUCUAAUGCUCGACUUCUGUCAGUCAAGUUUGCCGUAAGCGCCGAAACUCACCACUUAAUUCUCCUACUUUGGUUGCAUGUAGGAGUGUUUGCCUAACGAGCAGCAUUUUCUAAGACGAGCACAUGGGAUUCUGGCCUUUGGUUGACCAUCUUGUCGUCUACGCCUGUUAAUCAUACAUACACACCUGGGAAAGAUCACUUCUUAGUCAAUUUGCCGGUUAAGUUUCGCCGCUUUCAUAAAUUUAAUCAUAAUUUCUAGAAAGGAUGCAUGCAGAUUUCAUUUCGAAUGGUACGCCCUUAAACGGUUUUUUCGCUUUUGUAUUUCUUCACUGUCUUAAGAUGUUAGGAUUUGAAGAUGGUACUCUAGGCGAACGUACGUUCUCGGUUAUUUCUCAUGAGACCUGUACUGUAAGCAGCGGUAGAGCCACAAACUUGGGAACAGCCAAUGAAUAAUAGUCAUAGGGGAGAGGGUGGAGGGAUAGUUACAGUUUAGUUCCGUCAGGAGCAUGGGAAGGAGGGAGAGGGAGUGGGAAAUCUGCCAGCGAGUGGUGCUUAUGUUUCACGCUCUAACACGGUAUGCCAAGAUGUGGGUAUAAACAUGUAGGGCCUAACUUGAACCACGGAAGCUUGAGGACUUGGACCAGCGGGUUCUGCAGACAAAAGAUCUGGUUGAUUAGCCGUAUGCCCACCGCCCCCGCUGUCACAAAUAUGCGCUGGCGCCGGCGUGCUUUGUUGAAGACCUGAAAUGCUUGGUUGACGUCUACCAGACGGCUCGGUCAACCAAGUUGGCCCUAUUUGGGCUAGGGUCAGACUUUCCCAUGCCUCGAUUCAGCCAGGCAGGAUGGUUCUCUCACCUCCGCUUGGACAGAGGCCUUGCUGUUUGAUCAGUAUAACCUGUCCCACAGGAGAAGGUGAAGACCUAGAUGCGCAAUGAAGAAGUAUGAAAGCCCAAUCUCCAAGACGAAGAAGCAGAGUGCUUUAGAAAACUGAGUCUUCUCCUGACUACUGACUACAUGCGCACAAUAGCAAAGUUCGGACGACACUGUAGAAGUUCGCUGGCCAGGUAUAUUCGGAACGGUAAUGUGAGGAAUGGCUCCCUUUUCGCCAAAUCUGUUUUUACCGGAAGUUCUUCCAUAUAUCUCGUAAUAAACUUAUCAUGGAAACCAUUUUCUAGCAGGGUGUUUCGUCUAAAGGUGAGUUUGGUCUUCAGCGUAUCCGGGGUGCAUUUUCUCCCAUUUCGGUUGGUUAGACAGCGAGCUAAGCUUUAUCUCUGACCUAGAGGAAUAAAAUUGUCGACGUUUGUGUAUCGCCCUGCCCACGUUUCCUUACGAAAUACACUUAUACGAGUUGUCCCAUCAGUCGUUCUAGUAAGUAGAACGUCCAGAAGGGUGAGGCAUUUCUUCUUCUCUUUAAAAAGUGAAAGUUAAUUUUGAGUGAGCUUGCUUCACUUUAUCCAGAAGGGUGUCUAAAUCGAGCUUUUCAUCCGGUAUUGCAAAAAUGUCAUCAACGUAUCCAGCUUAAGAGUCAAGAUUGAUUGUAGCUGAACGGAGCUGGUUUUUCAGUGUUCCCAUGAUCCCGUCGCUAAAUCAUCGAUCUAGUUGUAAUUUUAAGCAGCGAAAGAGCAGCUCCUUUUAGACUACAACCAUAUAUCGAGCAUAUUUAGGAUUCAGUCGAAAAAAAAUCCACCCCACCGCACUAAAAGCGCGAGGAAUUGGGUGGCAUCCCUCGGGUAGCACCAUAAAUAACAAAGCCGAAUGUUUUGCCGUUGAAUAAAAACCUUUCUGGGGAACUUUCUUUCACCUGAUCCGUUAACUUUUUCUUGGUGUUUACGUUAUUACUUGCCUGUAAUUCUGCCAACUUCGGUGGUCUCCAGUGUCUCGGUUUUUGCUCUAGUACAAACUUCAAUCAGUUGACAUUGUAUUGGAUUGUCAGAUAAGCCUCUGCGAUUUUCGAAGGCUUCUUCAUGAAGACGGAAUUUUAAGCAAAAAGCGCAUGCCAACCAGUGGCGUGUUCUUCGCUGUUGCGUAGGCUUCUUUCCCACAUCUCCACCAAUUUGCCAAUGAUAUUUCUAUAAACGCCUAAACCGGUAUCGAAACAAUUGUCAGACCAGUUUUCUAGUCGACUGUAAAGCCACUCAUUUGGUUUGGGAGCGACCGGAAAAGGUGACAGUUUGACGGAGCAAGGUUGAGACUUUUGACUGAAUGGAGCAGAGUUCCACAAUUGACUUCAGUCGUUGUCAUGCUGAAGGAUCAAUUGGCCUCGACGGUUGGAUUUUAUUUAAAAGAAGGGGUUGGAUUGCAUUGAGGUUUUUGUCUACCGUCAGGUUUUGCUCAAACAUUUCGUAGCUGAUUACUAUCCUAAAAUCGCAUCAUGUGCAAAUCAUGGUCUUUCAGAGUCGAGUGCUGUUCAAUCACUCCUUUCUCUGUUAUGUCAUCAGUGACCAUGCCUUCGAGCCGUGAAAGCAAAUUGCCAACAACAAUGAAGCGCCGAUGUUUGUUCUCCGACAAAACAUGCGGCACUCAAGCUCUAGGUUUUUGACAUUUUUCCAUCGACUCCAAGUGAGCGAGGGAAGUCUGAUAGUGACAGUGAAAUGUUUUCCGCCAAUUCUAUUCGUCUGCGGACCGUCUUCUUUCAAAAGUACUCUCGGACUUUCCUCAUUGAAGCCAGUCAGUCGUCCGGAGCAGCGGGCGGCUUUGAUUUCGAGCUUGCGGUUUUUGGUUUCAGUGAACUGGUAUUGUGAGUAGUCCUUUCAGGCAUAACGUCCUCUGCGCACACAACGCACAUGUCACGAUCAGCUGUGCGUCUUUUGGGCCCUGAUUGACACUUGGCUAUCUAGGCCGAAAAAAUCAAUAAAUAUUGAAUGCCUCCAGAAGACGAUGACAUUGUCACCGCGUAGAGCAGGAAAACUGUUUUCGAAUAAUAUGCCACACUUGCCACGACAAGGCCAAUUUUGACGAGAAAGUGUUACUUGGGGAAAAAAUCGCAGACUUGCUAGACAACCCAGUAUUUUCGGCUGCGGGGGGCCGUCUCGUGCAUUGUGAGACAACCUUAAGUGCCCCCCCCCCCUCCCAAGUUCGGACAUUGCGUUACCUAGAGGCGGCCUAGAUACGGCGGGUGAAACCAGAUCUUUGUAAACAGUUGGAACACGUGGUAAGCCUACCGUUGCCAUGGUAGCCUCUAGUUCCAUGAUUUUCCCUUCCCCUCUCCCCCUUUUUGCUCUUAACGACUCUUUUUUUCACUAUUCUUCCCAUACGGUGUUUAAGUUACUAACUUUAUCGAUUAGCCGACCUUACCCAAAACUAUAACCUUGUUGUUUUUACACUAAUUUUCUGCACCAAUUCAAAUCUGUUGUAUCCUUCCUACUCGUUGUCUAUGUUAUGAAGCGACAGGAUGCAGCUGGUGAACCGUCGCGAAUUUUUUUGGUACCUUUCAAUCCUGCCCUGCUUGCCUACUUCAGCAUGUCUCCUAAUAAAAUAUAUUUGAGUUUAUAAGACCAUCAAAAAUCAAUUUUAAAAAUGCAUGCCACGUAAGCAGUCAUUUUUUACCAAGUGCACUUUCUGUAGGAGGUUACAAAGAAAUGCAUUUAAAGGCCGACACCCUGGCGAGUCCGAAACAUUAUAGGAUUAUGCCGCUGGAUAAUCCAUAUUGUAACGGUGCCUAAAUAAUUCUUCCUAAUCGAAAAGGCAUUUCCGAAUUUUGGUCGAUAUUUCGUGAGAUCGGUCACUCACUGUAACUACCGUGACAGUCUUGACAGGCGCAUGGGGUCGUGGGCAAUUUCGCCCUCGCCUCGACGCUCCAAGUGGCAGAGCAAUCGAGGGCUUUGACGCCGUAAACAGUUGCAAUUCCGGGCCAGUUUCGGUCAAGGUCAGGUUUCUAGGCUCGCUAGAAUUCACAAUGCAACUUUCGCAGCAGGGAGCGUUGCCUUUGCCUGGAUCUCGCAGUCCUCCUCUCACGCACAUCCUCAUACGGGGUGUGCGUGAUAUUUUUUUUAUGCAGGCAGCAGUGUACCGGAAGAGAAGUAGACAUGGAAGCACUUAACGACGCGAACAGCGCUUGCACACCAGUACCGUGCGGUUUAUUUUGGAUAAUUUUCUGGGAUUAGUAGCAAGCUCGUCUAAAUUGGAUCAUGUCUGCCGGAAUGCAGGUCCUAACGGGAGCACUAUCGCUGACUUCGGCAGGAUGCGAGGAGUUUCUGCCCAGAAUAUUUACUGCCUAACUGGUAAACCGGAUGAAGUUAGCUGUGCUCAAGGCUCAGCAGACGUGGGGUAUAACCACCUCCAAUCCAGACGGGAAGCUUAGCUUGGUGGUCUAGGCAUUGCACCCCCUCGGAAUUCAGGCCACAGUGAGGCGGACGGUACUGGGGACAGUCCAAUCUCUGAAAAUGACACGGUCGGAUCUGAUUUCGUAGUCGUGCCUGCAGUUGACAAGCCCCAACCUAACCCCAACCCUUACCCCUAACCUCAACCCCUCACCCCUAACCCAAACCUCAACCCCAUACAGGUACGGUUACGAAGUAAGAUCUUGCCAAUGACUUACUUCGCUUGGCCACUUGAAAUGUCACUAAAUACGUGCGCAGAUGCCCGGAUGAAUGUUUUUUCUUGCACGUUGUUCUAGCACUUUGAAUAUACAAGCGAGACAGUUCGGUCUCAGACUCAAACCUUGUUAGAUGUCAGAGGGGCAAAUGGUAUCAUACUAAUUCGGCGUUUAUUUUUGCGUCCGAUGGUGGGACACGGAUAUGCACACCCUUCUCCUGAAAUAUGGUGCAGGAAUACAUGAAUGGUGGCAAUAAGGGCCUUUUAGGAGAUGAAACGUGUUGGAGCCUCAUAGCUCAGGUGGUUAGAGCGUUGGCUGUACUAAAGCCUUCCCCUUGGUGCCAUGAGUUCUUCACAGUUGAGUCAACAUGAAUUAUUCAAAAUCUACCAAAACAUCUAUGAAUUACGUGAGCCUGGUAGUCAUCUGGCGGAUUCUAGAUGGAUUACUUAGGAAAUCCCGCUCGGGCGGUCAGCUUACUGUAUCAGAUUUGGUGGAUUUGUGGCGGUCAAUGAUGUGAGAUCAACUUAAACCACGCACAAUAAGUUCGUUUCGUCUAAUGUCAGCAGUCAGGGAGCUGUGAGGAAUGGUUUAUUCUGUACACAGGGCAGGUUGCCGUCAGUUGGCUGUUUGCUUGCAACAGAGAUAGGCGUCCGUUCACGGAGAGCGUCAGUCGCGGUGUGUCGUUUACGCGGGAGUGAGUGUCUGGGUCAGUAGGUGGGGAUGACUGGCUGAGUGCUUGUCAUGAGAUUGGACGGAUUAGGGGGACGCAUAAUCACAGGGGCUCACGGGUAUCAAGCCAGGUCGUCCGACGCGCAUGAGGUGAUACUAGUUUGUGAGGGCAGCCGGGAGUCACUGCAGCUGCACAGGAGGGGCCCCAAUUCUAGCCGGUGUGAGUGGUCGUGUGUCAGCGGCCUGUCAACGCUUGUCGCGGCCAUCGACCGACAAAACGGAGCCGGAAAAAAGGGAAACUGGAGCGGCUGCUACAGAUUUCAGACAUUGCAGUAGGCUGGACGGGUAGCUUGGCCCAAAUGUGAUUAAAUUCAUGUCUCCCAGUGGGGCCUCGUAGCUCAGGUAGCUAGAGCGUUGGCUGUACUAAAGCCUUCCUCUUACUGUCGUGUGUUCGAAUCCCGCCGAGGUCGCCGAGUUUUUCACAGUUGGGUCAAUAUGGAACGUUGUUUUCUUAAAUAAAUAAAGCCGAAAAAAAUCGUAUUUCCACUGCAUGCUUGUUUUAUUGUCUAAAAUGGGCACUUUAUGGAAAGAUAGUUCAAGAGGGGAGGGGAGGGGGUACGUAUCCCGUGCUCUACUCCAUGAGUAAGAAUCCCCUGCUAUUUGUGAUAGUGGUCGGGUUGACUCUUAUCUACACCUGACGUAGAUAUGAUGCACCAAACUUGUUUGCGCUCACAGAGCUUUGUGUGCAUGUCUGGGCAGCUGCAUUUCAGGAAUUUUCCACUAAGAUCCAUAUCUUAAACAUCCAAUUUAAUUCUGCCAGCAUGUUCUUAAAAUGAAGGCGACUCACUGUACUGGGGGCGGGCGGGCGGGACUUGCAGGUGCACAUGCGAGCUCUGUGUGUAUAAACAAGUUUAGCAUACCUUAACAACUUGCCUGGUAGUCAUCCGAUGAAUUUUAGGUUGAUUGCUUAGGAAAUUCUGUUUGAACUGUCAGCCUAAUUGUCUUCGAUUUGGUGGAUUUGGCUCGAAUAUGUAGUUUCCUGCAGAGUGAGAAUACAACAUGAGACGUGUCCCACCUUUGCCAGAUAAUGAAAUUCAAUCAGUACAACCAUUGAGAAUCAACCGGAAGAAUCUAUCUUACCUAAUUUUUCGUCUAUCUUUGGGGACUUUAAUACGUGGUUGUAAAUAACGGUCGACCGCAACCAGCGUGUCGCCGGCCGUGGGCCAAUUUGCACUGUUUCGCGCCGGUAAAAACUGCUAUAUUACUUAUGAAAUAUAUUUUCAGUUUAUAAAUUUCAGAUUCAAUAUCCCUAUCAGUUUUUGACUGAACCUGAAAAGAUUGGUCCUGAAGGUUUUGCUCCAAGUUUACGCAGUCCUUAGGAAAUAUAAAACCUUGACACUGUUUCACGUUAACCUAGCCGCUUAAACUGGCGAAUUUAUCCACGUUGGAGCCUUAGAGGCCCCAUAAGUCGCGGUCUACAAGUUGCUGGGUGCGGGUCUGGAGUCUGGGGCAUCGCAGUGGUGCUAGUUGUCAUGGUAACAGAGGUUGGAUGUUGCUUCAUAUUUUCAGAAAUUGUUCCAUGGCCCAUAGGACGCUUUUGUUGACCGAAGUGUUGUGUGUCGUAUGCUAGUGCCUUAUCGGUUUUGGCGGAUUCGAAUAAUCCAUUUGACCCAUUUGUGAAAAACUCGGCGGUCGCGGUGGGACUCGAACCCCCACAACAGCAAGGACAAGGCUUAGUACAGCCAAAGCUCUAACCACUUGCGAUUCGAGCCCUUGACCGAGGGCCAGGAGUUUAUUACAUCCGAGUGAAGUUACCCGCCCAGGCUACAGUAGCGUAUGGAAUUCACUAAAUCUGUUACAGUAAGCCGGGUGGUGGGACGGCCUUUCGUACAUUGGAAGCGUUGAUGUGGUUCGCGACCGCCCAUUCUAGCAAACAGUCCCCUCCUCGCGAUCGAAUCAGGGUGGUAUUGGAGGUCCACAUCAUGCUUUAUUAUUCAAACACGAGUCGGUGUCCCGCGGUUUGCGCCCGCCUUUCUCCAGCGGUUCGCGUCCUGUAAAGUAAUUUUCUGUGCUUAUAGGUGUGCGAUUUCUAGUCUCUAGAAACUUGUCCGGUGUGGAUGCCGCUACUUUCAAAACAGGCUAGGUUGUAGAUUAGGUUUCUGUCUAGUUCGUUUUCUAUCGGGUCUUCGGUGCGUUCAGCGUAAUUUGGAGGACUUUGGAGGCAAGCAAUGUUGCGCUAGUUGAAUAGUGUCCCUUUCCUUGUGUGACUAACACCUGACUGGAAGGAUGUUCAACGAAGAGCCAGCCAUUCAUUAUCGCGGCCACUUGCACCGCUUACAAUUUGAAGAGAUAUUUCAGUUCCGACUGUACGGCUUAGUGCUUGUCCUCAGUGUAUGCUCCUACAAGAUGCUUAUCCCUCUAAUCCUCACACGACCCAUCUUUUGCUUCCUCAGUUUCAGAGUCACCAAAUCUUUCAUGUCUUCGUUGUGUUGGCCGCACUCGUCCACCUGAACAGCAUCCUCCAGAUUGCGGAGACCCGUCUGUCGGAGGGCCAAUGUCGUAAUCCCUAA